Rotaria sp. Silwood2 is the source of this 713-nucleotide messenger RNA. The record is from the annotation of a GenBank genome assembly. Lineage: Eukaryota; Metazoa; Rotifera; Eurotatoria; Philodinida; Philodinidae.
AAGAGGGACAUCUUUUUCAUGCAUUUUUUGUAUGUUUUCCAAAGAUGAUGGAUUUUAAAAUAAUUUUAUCUUAUAUAAUAUCAGAGAAAAAUAUGUUCGAAAGUCUUCUCUGUCGAUUUCUCGAGCGUACAUCCACCCCUGUUUAAUUCUAGCGCGAAUAUUAGAUGAUUUCCGAACCGCCUCUUGUUUCAUUCAAAUAUUACUAAAAAACAAAGUAAACUACUUUUCACAACAAAAUCAUUAGUGAUUGAUUAUAUCUUUCUAUUUUCUAGGAAAAAUUACCUAAUUUGAAAUUUUUUUCACUGAUCUGUUUUAAUGAUUCAGAUACCUAUGAUGAAGUGAUUAUACCACAUCUACAUCGUAUGAUGAAUUUAGAAAAGUUAAUUUUAUAUUUGGUGAUCGAUUUUGAGGAAAUAUUUAUCAAUGGUAAUAAUUUUUAAAAAACAAUAUUUAUAAUUAUAUGUCACUUUUACAUAAGUUUGUAUUUAAUAUUCGCUCAACGUACAUUCACAAAUUUUGAAGACAAUGAAGUUAUUUCUAAUGUUGACUAUUUUCCAAAUGAUAGAACUGCUCAAUGUCAUAUUUAUUCAUAUUCAUAUAUAUUAAAAUAUUAUGAUAAUAUUACUAAUAAUUUUCCAGGUGAAUUAUUUAAUCAUGUUCAAAUAGUAACAUUAUUUGAUGAACGUCUUUUUGAACAUGAAUUUUUUAUGUGA